This is a messenger RNA of Pichia membranifaciens NRRL Y-2026, 759 nucleotides long. RefSeq lists its product as hypothetical. The coding region runs from base 1 to 759 and encodes 252 amino acids. Gene Ontology annotation, cellular component: mitochondrion. The transcript has a single exon. The record is from RefSeq and is a predicted model, not a curated record. Lineage: Eukaryota; Fungi; Ascomycota; Pichiomycetes; Pichiales; Pichiaceae.
AUGUACUCUGCCAGCAGAACGACGCAAUUCUGCGUGAAACAGCAGCAUCGCCACUUCUCUGUGUCGAGAAGCAGCUACUCCGUCUUGGACUAUUUCAAAUUUUUCAAAAAGAAGAACCAAGACAACACGCUUCAACCAAGAGACACCAAGGAAGUCAUAAAGGAGGUCGAGGAGAAGCAGGAUGAAAUUCCCAUAGAAGAGAAAAUAGAGAUUUUGGGCAGAAAAAACCCAAGAUACACUGACAAAGCACUCAUAAAGGAAAACCUCAAGGGCUUCCAAAUCCACCGCUGGAUACCUAGAUCGAAUGCCUUUACCAGCACGCUGACCGCAGAUAACUACAGGUCCGAAAUUGGUUCCAAACUUGAAGCCAUUUUUGAAGAACACAAGCUGUCCAAGGAACAGCCAAUAGACGACUUGUACGUCAGAUUCAACGUCUUCAAAACUAUCCAAAAGCUUUUCAUCCUUCCGAUUCCUGACUCCAAGUUUGCUGUCCUCAACUCGUUUGCAGCUAUCGAGUCAUAUUUGGUUGCUCAGCUCGAUCCUGUGUUGAAGCACUCGAAGAAAACAGAAUUCCAGCCAGAUGCCGUCGACCUUGACCCUGCUGCAUUUGAAGGAACCAACGUCUCAAUUUCAGAAUGGACGUUUGAGAGCCAGAAAGAGAAAACUUACAAGAAGUUGAUGAGAAAGGCCAACAAGCUCGAAAAGCUUUCUGUGAAAGAGUUCAACGAAAAGUCAUCUUCCCAACCUGCUUCUCAGUAA